AUGGCCUCUACAGCAGCUCAAAUUCACGUUCUUGGAUCAAAUUACACAUCUUUAUCCCCAAAUAACCCCACCCACAACCACCCCAAGUCUAAAUUCUUCGGAAACUCCGUGUCUUUUACAAACCCUAAAUCUUGCUUUCACACUCUAAAGAGCAGUAGACGCAGCAACAAGCUGAGAAUUGUGGCUGAGAAAGUGGUUGGGAUUGAUCUUGGAACCACCAACUCCGCCGUGGGUGCUAUGGAAGGUGGAAAGCCUGUGAUCGUUACCAAUGCUGAGGGGCAGAGGACUACACCGUCUGUCGUUGCGUAUACGAAAAACGGGGACAGAUUGGUUGGACAAAUUGCCAAGAGACAGGCUGUUGUGAAUCCGGAGAAUACGUUCUUUUCGGUGAAGAGGUUUAUUGGGAGGAAGAUGAUUGAGGUUGAUGAGGAGGCGAAACAGGUUUCGUAUACUGUUGUUAGGGAUGAGAAUGGGAAUGUUAAGCUUGAUUGUCCUGCUAUUGGGAAACAAUUUGCUGCUGAGGAAAUUUCUGCUCAGGUUUUGAGGAAGCUUGUGGACGAUGCAUCCAAGUUUUUGAACGAUAAAGUUUCUAAAGCUGUCGUGACAGUUCCUGCAUACUUCAAUGAUUCCCAGCGUACUGCCACAAAGGAUGCUGGGCGGAUUGCUGGAUUGGAGGUUCUUAGAAUCAUCAAUGAACCUACAGCAGCAUCUUUGGCCUAUGGUUUUGAAAGAAAGAACAAUGAGACUAUUCUUGUUUUUGACCUUGGAGGAGGAACCUUUGAUGUUUCAGUUCUCGAAGUUGGUGAUGGAGUGUUUGAGGUGCUUUCUACAUCUGGAGAUACACAUCUGGGUGGCGAUGACUUUGAUAAGAGAAUUGUUGACUGGCUUGCCUUGAGUUUUAAGAAUGAUGAAGGCAUAGAUCUUCUGAAAGAUAAGCAAGCUCUUCAACGGCUGACUGAGACAGCUGAGAAAGCCAAGAUGGAGCUAUCAUCUUUGACCCAGGCAAACAUUAGUCUGCCUUUCAUUACAGCCACAGCAGAUGGUCCCAAACACAUAGAAACUACUCUUACCAGAGCAAAAUUUGAGGAGCUUUGUUCAGAUCUCCUUGAUAGACUUAAAACCCCAGUUGAGAAUUCUUUGAGGGAUGCAAAGCUUUCUAUCAAAGACAUAGAUGAAGUAAUCCUAGUUGGUGGCUCAACCCGUAUUCCUGCGGUUCAGGGUGUUGUGAAAUCACUUACAGGAAAAGAGCCCAAUGUUACUGUCAAUCCUGAUGAAGUUGUUGCUCUUGGAGCCGCAGUUCAGGCUGGUGUUUUGGCUGGGGAUGUGAGUGAUAUUGUUCUUUUAGAUGUUACACCACUUUCUAUUGGGCUGGAAACACUAGGUGGUGUUAUGACAAAGAUUAUCCCGCGGAACACCACACUGCCCACUUCAAAAUCAGAGGUGUUCUCAACAGCUGCUGAUGGGCAAACAAGUGUAGAAAUCAAUGUUCUUCAAGGAGAGAGAGAGUUUGUAAGGGACAACAAGUCUCUUGGUAGCUUCCGACUUGAUGGAAUCCCGCCAGCUCCACGUGGGGUUCCUCAAAUUGAAGUAAAAUUCGACAUUGAUGCAAAUGGUAUACUUUCUGUUACUGCUGUUGACAAGGGCACUGGAAAGAAGCAGGAUAUUACCAUCACCGGUGCUAGCACAUUGCCCAGUGAUGAGGUAGAAAGAAUGGUCUCAGAAGCUGAGCGAUUUGCCAAGGAAGACAAGGAAAAGAGAGAUGCCAUUGACACAAAGAACCAGGCAGAUUCUGUUGUGUACCAGACAGAGAAGCAGUUGAAGGAACUGGGUGAAAAGGUUCCAGUCGAUGUGAAAGAAAAGGUGGAGGCAAAACUUGAGGAGCUCAAGAAGGCAAUAACAGACGGCUCAACUCAGGUUAUCAAGGAUGCAAUGGCGGCCCUGAACCAGGAAGUAAUGCAGCUUGGCCAGUCUCUAUACAACCAGCCGGGUGCAGCACCUGGUGGCCCGGCACCUGGUGGUGCAGGUGCAGAUGGUCCUUCAGAAGCGUCGGGAAACAAGGGGCCGGAAGAAGGAGAUGUUAUCGAUGCAGAUUUCACAGACAGCAAAUGAUAAAGAGAAAUGAGGAUUACAGCCCCACUUUUUUCUGUCAUGGUUCUUCCCAAAUGUGUACAAGGGAAAGCUUUGUCAAGAAUUAAUUUUAAUUAAUUAGUACUGGGGUUUACUAGUUUCUCCUAUUUCGUGAUCUUUUAGUUUUGAGGUUUCUAUUAGUAAAUAGAGCAUUACAUGUUUCCAAGUAUUACUAAUAGUAUGAUUUUUCUACUCU
Messenger RNA from Daucus carota subsp. sativus, 2323 nucleotides. RefSeq names its product stromal 70 kDa heat shock-related protein, chloroplastic. NCBI's taxonomy places the organism in Eukaryota, Viridiplantae, Streptophyta, Magnoliopsida, Apiales, Apiaceae. The transcript is spliced from 8 exons. Gene Ontology annotation, biological process: protein folding. Bases 1 to 2109 code for a protein of 702 amino acids. The record is from RefSeq and is a predicted model, not a curated record. Gene Ontology annotation, molecular function: ATP-dependent protein folding chaperone; ATP binding. Gene Ontology annotation, cellular component: chloroplast.